CUACUGUCCGUCACUGCGGUCCGUAACAGGUAGUAUGGAUAGCAUCAUCAAGUCUAUUAAUAUAUAUGCCUUUUAGCUGGGUGCCUGAUUUUUUUUUUCACAAUACCUAAUUUUCUAAAAUGUCGUAUCUCGAAACGAAGUUCAGAACAAUCGAUGGUGUUGAGCUCCAUGGACGGGUGUAUGCAGCCUCCAAGCCGGGGCCGGGAAUUGUGAUGUGCCCGGGUUUCAAUUGCGUCCUCGCCAUGCUCAACCUCCCUGACUGCGCCUCCUCCCUCCAAAACCACGGCAUCACCACCCUCCUCUACGACCCCCGCAACACCGGCUCCAGCGGCGGCCACCUCCGCAACGACAUCGACCCCCCACAAGCCAUCAGCGACAUCUCCGACGCCCUCACGCACCUCCUCUCCCUCCCCUCCGUCACCCCCUCGCAAGCCGGGCUCUUCGGGAUCUCCUUCGGCGGCAGCGUCGCCCUGACCGCCUCGGCUCUCGACCCGCGCCUCGCAUUCACCGUUGCCGUCGCCCCGCUGACCGACUUCGACUUCGCGUCCUUUGCGCAGCGGCGGCGCGUCCUGCUGAAGUGCGCCAAAGACCGCGAGUCCCAGGUCCUCGGCAACGAGCCCUUCAAAGUCCCGGUGAUAAACAAAGACGGCGAGAACGCGGUCGGCUUCGGCCACGGCAUCGACGCCGAGAAGUGCGGGAGGCUGGUUCGCGAGGCGCGGGAGAUUGCGCCGGGGUAUGUGAACUCGGUCACGAUGAUGACGUACUAUAAGCUCGCCAUGUGGACGCCCUGGCCGCUUUGGAAGACGCUCGGUUUGGGGGUGGCGGAAAGUGGCGGAAGGAGAUCGGCGAGGGGGUUGAAGGGGGUGUUGGUUGUGGUGCCGGAGUUAGAUACGAUGAGCUUUCCGGCGCUGCAGAGGCAGUGCUACGAGGAUAUUGAAUGCGAGGAGGGGUUUCAGAAGAGGCUGGUGGAGGUGGAGGGGGCGGGACAUGAGGAUGUGCUGGGGGAGAAAUAUUUGGAGGGGAUAAUUGAGAGAAUCACGACGUUUAUAAAUGGCGUUGUUCUACAUAAAGAGGAUUGAAUGAUUAUACUUUUUAUUUAGCAACAAUGCCUUUGGUAUCACAAGCUGAUAUACAGCUUUAAAUGCUAUUACUAGACCUCUAAAUUCUUACGAUACCUACUAGGUACCUAUGCAUGUAAUAUGGGUGCAUAUCAUUCUCGUUACACCCUGUACGCCGACAACUCCAGCAUGUCUCAGUUAACAUCAUACAUUCGUGACCAUCCUAACCUAGGUUGUAUGCUUACAACAACUAGGUACCUUUUACCAAGAC
Messenger RNA from Hypoxylon fragiforme, 1329 nucleotides. Its product is annotated as Alpha/Beta hydrolase protein. The transcript is spliced from 2 exons. The record is from RefSeq and is a predicted model, not a curated record. Bases 120 to 1079 code for a protein of 319 amino acids. Lineage: Eukaryota; Fungi; Ascomycota; Sordariomycetes; Xylariales; Hypoxylaceae.